Messenger RNA from Schistocerca americana (American grasshopper), 4584 nucleotides. RefSeq lists its product as uncharacterized. Gene Ontology annotation, molecular function: metalloendopeptidase activity. Gene Ontology annotation, cellular component: plasma membrane. The record is from RefSeq and is a predicted model, not a curated record. Lineage: Eukaryota; Metazoa; Arthropoda; Insecta; Orthoptera; Acrididae. Gene Ontology annotation, biological process: Notch signaling pathway; membrane protein ectodomain proteolysis. The transcript is spliced from 17 exons. The coding region runs from base 1 to 4170 and encodes 1389 amino acids.
AUGGGGCGCGACGGCGCCGGCUGUUGCAUUGCUGGCCGGCCGCGCUGGACGUACCGUCUGCGGCUGCGGCCCGAGCAGGGUCUGUUCGCGGAGGGUGCCGUGUUCGAGUCCAGCCGCGGGCCCGUCCACUUCGACGUCCGCAGGGUGUUAACCGGCACGCUCGAGGGUGACGAGAGUGCGGUGGUGAGGGGCGUCGCGACGGCGGACGGGCUGUUCGACGGCCACGUGUGGACGCCGGCGGACGGGGACGACGUGCUGUACAUCGAGCCCGCGUCGCGCUACCUGCAGCCGGCGGCGGCGGCGGCGGCCGAAGCGUCGCAGACGUCGACGCCGCACCACUCGGUGGCGCACCGGGGCUCGGCCGUGCGCGGCGUGCGCACGCCGCAGCCCUGCGCCUCCCACCUGCUGCACCAGCGGCGCCUGCAGGUGGGCCGCACACCGUUCAAAACAACUGGGGGCAUACGUAGGGGAGUGCGGGGAAAUACCGUGCACGAGGAGAACGACGCCGGCAGCGGGAGCGCUACACGGCACGGCCCUAGCUCCUCCACGGGGACUUCUGGACCGCACCCCCAGCCUGCCAGUGUUCCACCCCCAGCGGCGGCCUACGACGCGGGAAGCAAGGCUGGCGAACGCCUCUCUCCGUCCACCCCACAAGAGGCGAACGCCACCGCCGCCGAUUCCGCAGCCGGGUCCGGCCACCGCCCCCGCCGCCGCCGCCGGCGCUGGCUGCCCGACCUGGAGCUGGACCUGACGCCGACCGUGCCGGAGGACCGCGACUCGCGGCCCGCCCGCCGGAGGAUCGUGACGUCGGCCUCCGCGGCCGCCUCCACCGCCGUCGACCCCCGCAAGACUACCUGCAUGCUCUACCUGCAGGCCGACCACCUCUUCUUCCAGAAGUACGGCACCGAGGAGGCCUGCAUAGAGGUCAUGACGCGCCACGUCCAGAGGGUCAACGACAUCUACCGCAUCACCGAUUUUGACCAGGAUGGAAAACCAGAUAACAUUAGCUUUAUGAUCAAGAGAAUAAAGGUGCAUACUUUAGAUGCCUUAAAGGAUCCAACCUAUCGGUUCCCGUUAAAUUACGGAGUUGAGAAGUUCCUGGAGCUUUUUUCUGAGGAGGACUACGAUGCCUUCUGCCUGGCCUACAUGUUCACCUACCGAGACUUUGAGAUGGGCACCUUGGGCCUAGCAUGGACAGGUGACCUCAAGAAUGCUGGAGGAGUCUGCGAGAAAAAUGGACACUAUCGAGGAAGCAUGAAGAGUCUCAACACAGGGAUAGUGACACUGCUCAACUAUGGCAAACAUGUACCACCAGCUGUUUCGCACGUCACCCUCGCUCACGAGAUUGGACACAACUUUGGUUCUCCGCACGAUCCAGACUCGUGUACUCCCGGAGGCGAGGAUGGCAACUACAUAAUGUUCGCGAGGGCGACUUCGGGUGACAAGAAGAACAACAACAAGUUCUCACCCUGCAGCAUCAGCAGCAUCAACCCUGUGCUCAACACCAAGGCCCGCAGCCCCAAGGGCUGCUUCACAGAGCCGCAGAAGUCGCUGUGUGGCAACGGCGUGGUGGAGCCGGGCGAGCAGUGCGACUGCGGCUGGGGCGAGGACUGCCGCGACCCGUGCUGCUACCCACAGACGAGCGUACCGCGCGAGGAUGCGCCGCCCUGCAGGCUCACCCCGCGCAGCGCCUGCAGCCCCUCGCAGGGUCCAUGCUGCACGACCGACUGCCAGAUCAAGUUCGGAGACAAGUGCCGAGACGACAACGGCUGCCGGGACGCGAGCUUCUGCAGCGGUCGCAAUGCCAUGUGCCCACCAUCCCUCAACAAACCCAACAAGACUGUCUGCAAUGAGGAAUUUGUGUGCUUCAUGGGGGAAUGCACGGGCUCCAUAUGCCUCGCCUACGGACUGGAGUCGUGCCAGUGCACACCUGGGCCCAACGACAAGAAGACGAAGGCUUGUGAGUUGUGCUGCAAGCAGCCGGGUGAGAACCAGCCCUGUCUGUCGUCAUUUGAAUGGAACCAGUACCCGUACGAUGUACCUGACAUGUAUGCAAAACCGGGAACACCGUGCAACGAUUACAACGGUUACUGUGACGUCUUCCAGAAAUGUCGCGAGGUCGACCCGUCAGGACCUCUAGCGACACUUCGCAAACUGCUCCUUUCAGACGAGAGCAUUGCCUCGUUCAAGAAAUGGGUCAUGCAGUACUGGUAUGCUGUGCUCUUCAUUGGAGUUGGAGUCAUUCUCCUCAUGGUACUGACCGCGAAGCUGCUCGGGAAGCGGCCGGGCGCGAAGAAGCUGAAGCAGGUGACGAUCGUCCACAGCUCGACGACGGAGACAGUGCGGCUGCCGGCGGAGGGCGGAGACGGGGCUCUGGCCACGGUGCAGCACCCCACCGUCGUCCGGCCUAAGCUGCCGCUCAAACGGCGGGUGCGUGAGGGCGCCGCCAGUGCCACAGGGGCAGUAACAAGAAUACAUAGGAAAAAAACGACACACCACGCACUCAAGAGCAAGCGACGAAGGAAGAAAGUAGCCGCUUCAGAUGAGCAGAAAGUAGACAAGAAACUGGGAGCUGUAGAAAAAAGGGCAGACAAAAACUUGGGAGCAGAGGGGAAGAGACCACCCAUCCCAAAGAGGAAGACUGCGCCAGGGCAGGAGAAAAAGAAUGUAACGGCGAAGAAACCCACGGCAGCUGACGACGGCGGGUACGCUCCGCUCGAAAAUGUAGGGAAGGUGGAGGAGGUGACGGCGGCAGAAAUCCCCCCCAUACAGAAGACGACAGACUGCCAACGACGACAGUGUGCAGCAGUAGCGACAGAAAAAUGUCCGGGAACCGUUACGGACAAUUCGCAGGUAGGAGGAGGUGUUUCCGGCUCCGUUCCACCGGCGGCGGGAGUGACCGACAGCAGGUCGCAUCCAGUAGCCACCGAGAAGCCUUCACCGGAGAAGCGCCCGAAGCUAGAGAAACAGAUGUCCGAAGUGACUGACAGGUCUGCAGUGCUGAGCAGGGAUAAGAGGCGCUCCCUGCAAUAUGUUCCUAGGAGUAAGAAGAGCCAGACGUGUCACCAGCUGUCGGCAGAGGCCACCUCGGCUGCAGAAUGUCAGGAGGGCAAAGAUUCCAAACGACAGUCUCCGGAGCACCCGCCACCGGCGGCCGCAACACGACUGCCAGCGGGAGACGACCUACUGCCGCAGGUGGGUGCACCUGGAAAACUGCAGGCGGCAGAAAAGCAAAGUGCGAGGGAUCCCGAGAGGCAGGCUCCGGACAGAACGAGUUCGGCGGCAGUGGUGGGCGUCCCGUCCGGUCCGAGUGUCGGCGGAAAGAGACACACGCUGGGCCGACCGCUCAGCGUCGACAGCGACAGGAAGGAACUGCGGGCGUCGGCAGUGUCCGCACCCCAGAAGACGCCGGAGCUCGCGACGUUCACCAGGCGGAAUACACUCGGUAACAUCCCGACAGCCGCGGCCGAGAAAUCGUCGCUGCCUGUCGUGGAGAAGAGGCCAGCUGUGGAGAACCCUCCAGUGGUGGCCAUCAUCCCGGACAGGCAGAGAGCCGCAGGAGACAGGAAGCGACCCCCGUCACCCUCUGACAGACGGAGAGGCCAGGACACUAAGAGGGGCAGUGCGGAGAGGAAGGGCGCCCACAGGACGCGGCACAAGGCAGAGGUCAUCGACUACAGUGCCGACGCUACCCCGCCAACUGCCGCUCCUGCGGCCGCCGCCGUACCGGAGAGUGAUCCGGUGAGCAAAGUCCAGAACUGGCUGAUGUCGACGGAGCAGCCGGUACCACGGUCACGCUCCACACCUGCCGGCCUGACAGAAAAGGCAGCUGGUGUCGGCAGGUCGGGCAGUGGGGGUGACCUGAAACCUGCCGGCGGCAGGAAGGCGCAGCUGCAGUUGCUGUAUGGUGGACCUUUCAAGUUCAAGCUCAAGUUCAAAAAGCCCGCUGCCGCGUCGACAUCUGCUCCAGCGGCGAGAGCUGGAGUCGGGCGGUCGGCGGUGCCGGGUAGGCGCGGGAAGGCUGGCCGGGCGCGGCCCCCGGCCGUCUCCCCCGAACUGGCACUCGCCGCCGAGGACGUCGACUCCAACCUGCACACUGUACCGUCCGACCUCGAAGUCCUGCUUUCCGAGAGUGAGUUCCUCUUCUCCGAAGAUGGGGACGGGGCGUGACGACUGCCCGUGACACGCGCCCACCACUGUUGGACGGUGCCGGGAGUGUGCACCUCCUGUUCUAAAUAUAUGUUGCUGUACGUCUGAGAGAUGGGCCGGGAUUAUUAUCUUGUCAGCUGCUAAAGAUGUGCUUCGGACAUGUCCAGGAAGCUAAUAAAUAAUUGUGAUCGAUACCGUGUUUAGUAGUUCGGGGAAAUUUUCAGUUCUAUACAGAGUAGUGUGUGCCGAGCAGUUCACGAGGAAGUUAUGUACAUAGAUUGCUUCCCUUUAAAAUAAAAAUUGGUUUUUAUUUCUAUUUUUGGAAGGUAUUUCAUACAUUGCUAUGAGGGAUGAAAGGAUAACACUGAAUGGCUUGGAAAGUUUACCAAUUGCCAGUGUUCGAACAUGAGUCUCAUUUCUGGUCAGAUUCACUGC